GAACGGAGGCCCAGUGACCGCAGACACGCUGUGAACGUCUGCGCGUGGACCGGACAGCACCACGGCCAGCGCCUCCGCGCGCUGCAGGAACCAGGAAGUAACUGAGCGGCAACAGAAACCUGAGCCGACAUUUAACACACGAGCGUGAGUCCAGGCUUUACUGGGGACUCCAUUAAUGAGAGACACCUGCGUAGAGCCCUGACGUCACCCCCUCCCGCGCCUGCUGCUGGCUCGUGACAGGUGUAACGUCUCAGGUGCGCCGGCUGAGUAAUAACUCAUCAGGGGUGGAAGAAGUCGUGUUGCUGCUUUGUUUUAUUCCGCUUUGGUUAAAGUUAAGCAGCUAAAUCUGUUUAUUUGCGUCUAUGUCGGUAACGCAGUAACGCAGUAACGCGUUACUUUCCUCCUCAGUCCGCCUCUUUGUCUGGAUCCACGCGGGUCUUCCAGCAUCAGCGCCGCUCCGUCUUCCCAUCACAACAAUAGCCUCCCCCUUCCUCCUCCUCCUCCUCCUCCUCCUCCUCACCCCCUCUCACCCCUACAACGCGCGCGCGCCUGCUCCUCGCGCUCGCAGCUCUCGGUGAGAUGUUGGUGAAAGUGCGUUCUGCCGACUCUUCCUCAAUUUGCAGCUUCUCAUCAUCGGCGAGGAGCGCAGGGACGCGUCUGCCACGCGCCCAGCCGUGCACGAGCCGGAGCUGAAGUGAGGGAACCGGGGGGUUCACGGAAAAGGAGAGAAAACAAAGAAGAAAAGGAAGAAAAGCGGCGGAGGAGAUUUUCUGAGGAGGAUGACUGACUGCUGACAAAGAAACCGCGGAGCCCCUUCGGCUUCGGUUUCCACCGCUAACUUGACAGCCGGCGCGCUCGCGCUCGGACAGCCGAAGAUUUUAACACCUUUUGUUUGUGGAGGGGAAUCAUGCCUGUACGGAGGGGUCAUGUGGCGCCACAAAACACGUUUUUAGGAGUGAUAAUCCGGAAAUUCGAGGGACAAAACAAGAAAUUCGUCAUAGCCAAUGCCCGCGUGCAGAACUGUGCUAUUAUCUACUGUAACGAUGGCUUCUGCGAGAUGACGGGCUUCUCCAGGCCGGACGUCAUGCAGAAGCCGUGCACCUGCGACUUCCUGCACGGCCAGCUGACCAGCCGCCACGCGGUGGCCCAGAUGGCCCAGGCGCUGCUGGGAUCCGAGGAGCGCAAGGUGGAGAUCACCUACCACCGCAAGGAUGGAUCAAACUUCCUCUGCACCACCCACAUCAUCCCUGUGAAGAACGAGGAAGGCGUGGUCAUGAUGUUCAUCCUGAGCUUCGAUUACGUCCUGGAGGAAGGCAGCAGUGACUCACUGGAGAGACUCAACCACACCUCCCCGUCCAAAGCUGAUCAGCGUAAAGGGAGAUUCUUUCGCUUCCGUCUCCCGGCCUUACCUCUGCUGGGCAUCAGCAAGCAGUCCCUGCCUCAGGAGGACCCCGACGCCGUCAUGGUGGACUCUCCUCACCACAGCGACAGUUCAGUGGUGACGCAUGACUACCAGCUGCCCACCACCCGGGAGAGCUGCAGCCCCUCCUACGCCAACGACACCCGCGCCCUCAUCGGCCCCAGCCACUGCUCCACCCCCGUGUCUGGACCGUUGGACCACUCGUCGCCCAAAGGCCCCUGGGACCGGACGAACCCGGACCAGGCUGUCGCCCAGACCCAACAGCAAGAGGACACUCUGAAUGCAGCUCCGUCAAUCCCGGGCCUCACGCCGACAGCGUCCAGAGAGAGUGUGGCUAGUAUUCGAAGAGCGUCCUCCGUACAUGACAUGGAGGGCUUUGGGUCCAAGUCCAAGAUGGUGUUUAGAGACAGGCAUGCCAGUGAAGAUAACGGUCGCAAUAUCAAAGUAUCGCGCUCCUGGAUGGCUGGCGGACCUCUCAGUCACAUCAAAUCCAGCCUGCUGGGCUCCACGUCCGACUCCAACCUCAACAAGUACAGCACCAUUAACAAGAUACCCCUCAUCACCCUCAACUUCUCGGAGGCCAACAAUGAAAAGAAGUGCCCUUCCCCUCCCUCCUCUGAGAAGACCAUCAUCGCCCCGAAAGUCAAAGACCGCACACACAACGUCACAGACAAGGUUACACAGGUGCUUUCUCUGGGUGCAGACGUGUUGCCCGAGUACAAACUGCAGACGCAGCGCAUUGAUAAGUGGACCAUCCUCCAUUACAGCCCCUUCAAAGCCGUGUGGGACUGGCUCAUCCUGCUGCUGGUCAUCUACACGGCCAUUUUCACCCCCUACUCCGCUGCCUUCCUCCUCAACGACAUCGAGGAGCAGAGGAGGCGGGAGUGCGGCUACUCCUGCUCUCCACUCAACGUGGUGGAUCUGAUGGUGGACAUAAUGUUCAUUGUGGACAUUCUCAUAAACUUCAGGACCACUUACGUUAACACCAACGAGGAGGUGGUCAGCCACCCAGCAAAGAUUGCCAUCCACUACUUUAAAGGAUGGUUCCUCAUAGACAUGGUGGCGGCCAUCCCGUUUGACCUGCUCAUCUUUGGCUCAGGAUCCGAUGAGACCACCACCCUCAUCGGUCUGCUGAAGACGGCCCGUUUGCUUCGGCUGGUGCGAGUCGCCCGUAAGCUGGACCGCUACUCGGAGUACGGCGCUGCCGUCCUCAUGCUGCUCAUGUGCAUCUUCGCCCUCAUCGCCCACUGGCUGGCCUGCAUCUGGUACGCCAUCGGCAAUGUGGAGAAGCCUUACCUGGAGCACAAGAUCGGCUGGCUGGACAACCUGGGGGUGUCAAUAGGGAAGAAAUACAACUACAGUGACCCCAGUUCAGGCCCCUCCAUCAAAGAUAAGUACGUCACAGCUCUAUACUUCACCUUCAGCAGUCUGACCAGUGUGGGCUUUGGGAAUGUCUCCCCAAAUACCAACUCAGAGAAGAUCUUUUCCAUCUGUGUCAUGCUCAUCGGAUCUCUAAUGUACGCCAGCAUCUUCGGGAACGUGUCCGCCAUCAUCCAGAGGUUGUAUUCAGGUACGGCCAGAUAUCACCUCCAAAUGCUGCGGGUCAAAGAGUUCAUCCGCUUCCACCAGAUCCCCAACCCGCUGAGGCAGCGGCUGGAGGAGUACUUCCAGCACGCCUGGACCUACACCAACGGCAUCGACAUGAACAUGGGUUUCCCAGAGUGCCUGCAGGCCGAUAUUUGCCUCCACCUCAACAAGACUCUCCUCCAUGAUUGUAAGGCUUUUCGUGGAGCCACCAAAGGUUGCCUCCGAGCCCUGGCCAUGAGGUUCAAGACUACUCACGCACCCCCUGGAGACACACUGGUCCACUCUGGAGACGUGCUCACGGCGCUCUACUUUGUGUCCCGCGGUUCCAUUGAAAUCCUGAAAGAGGACAUCGUGGUGGCCAUCCUGGGUAAGAACGACAUCUUUGGAGAGAUGAUCCACUUGUACGCCAAGCCGGGGAAGUCCUGCGCCGACGUCCGAGCGCUGAGCUACUGCGACCUGCACACCAUCCAGAGGGAAGAGAUCCUGGAGGUGCUGGACAUGUAUCCAGAAUUCGCCGAUCACUUCCUCACUAACCUGGAGCUGACCUUCGAUCUCCGCGGUGAAAGCGCAAAGACGACCCACGCCAAAGCGAGCGAUGCGAACAUGGACGACGUCAAGUGCCGAAGACGAGUUUCAUACAAGAGAAACUCCUGCACAGACCCCCCCAGCAAGGAGCCGGAGGCCUCGUACAGCGACGCCAAGCAGGGGAGGCGCAUCCACGCCGCCUCGUCGGCCGGGGACAGACCGGAGUCUGCUGAGGAGGGAGAGGAAGAUGAGGAUGAGGACGAAGAGGAGGGCAGGGAAGAAGAAGAGGAGCAGAGGCCUUUGUGUUCCAGCAUGCUGGGUUACCCAACGGUUCGAGACCACACCCUGGGCCUUGGGCUGAGCGGCGCAGCGGAGGGACAGCCUGGAGACACAACCCAGGACCCGGAGUUCAAAGAGCUCCGUGCAGAAAACUGGGUGCGUCAGCAUCCCGGCGAAGGCGGCGAGGAGGCGGCCCCGUGUCGGGAGACACCGAACGGGGGGGAUGACAGCGACGAGGACCUGACCUAUGGAGAGGUGGAGCAACGGCUGGACCUUCUGCAGCAGCACCUCAACAGACUGGAGUCCCAGAUGACUGCAGACAUCCAGGCCAUCCUGCAGCUCCUCCAGCGGCAAACUGCAGCCGGUCCUCCCGCCUACAGCACCGUCACCUCUAGCCCAGAGUACCACAAUCCAACCGUCAGGGUCCAGCCAGUGUCCACCAUCCAGACCGAGAUCAGCCUCAAGCCAGCUCCGCCUCAGCCACAGAUCCCCGCCUCAGAGAGCUCUUCCAUCAGUUCCAAAGAAACCGCCCCAGUUCCCCUCAACACAGAGACUCUUCCUGAUGGGAGCUUUACUGGACUGCUCAAUGGUGAGAAAUGCUCCGUUAACGGUGAGGACUCUGUGGAGCAGCAACAUCAUCAACCGCCAAGGUUUCCGUCAGGCCGACAAGCCUCUCUACCCGACGUCCCCAACAGCUCAGGACCGUUGGAACUCUACAGGCCCGUGUCCGACCCAGGGCUUCCAGGACAGUAGCCCUGCCCCCUUAAACCUUUCUACGAUGACUGAAAGUCUUCUCUCAAGCUUGACUCAGGGUCUAAGAAAGAGACUGAAUAUGCAAAGAAUAAAAACUGUAGACUUUCUUCCAUUCCUUUGGAGAACAUCUCUCAGUUCCAACCCUUGUUAAGCUCUGAUUUAGACAUAUAAAAUCCAUUUAUACGGAGGCAUUUAUACACUAUAUUAUUAACGUACGUAAAGUUGGCAUCUAGAUGGUGUACAUAGUUCCAACAGAUCACUGCCAGCAACACAAGGCACCUGAUGUGCUUUUUCUAAAAGAUAUGCAUGAUUUUUGUUCCCAUGUUUCCUGUUGCAUGUUCAUCACACACACUCUGCAACCCAGGAGGCAUUCGGGUGUGUUCAGCAUGCUCACAGACUACCGUAGCUACCCAGUCUUUUUUCUACAACUCCUGCCUCUUUAAUAGGGAACAAAGCUACUUGAAACUCUUUGAGGCACUUCGGUACUCCAACAGCUCCAAGCAGAUUGACAUUGUCACCCCCUCCCGAGAUCUGUCUGUACAUUCAGUGUGCCUACCGUCCACCACAUUGCCAGAUGAAAAACUUCUCAUUAGCUCAAAAUACAGGACAAGUUGUAACGAUAUGUGAGGUGUGGUAUACUACUACGCUUGAAAGCAAUAACGAUGGGCAAGUGCAGAAAAAAUGAAAAAAGAUUACAAAGAUUUUUUUAAAAUUUAACUCUUAACAAAACCUUUGGCAAUUAAAUGGGUGCUGAUGGGACAAUUUUUGCCCUUAGGAUCAUAUUUGUUAGUUUUUGUGUAGCUUAUCUAAUUUAGGAACUCUUGCAGGAACUGACAUAAAAUCAUCUUAAAAAAAAGAAUAUCCUUUGGAAAAUUUCAGCCAUAUUAAAACAGUGCAGCUGAAAUGGCAAGAAAGUAUAAAUCUAACAAGCACAAAAUGCCCCCAGUGUUAAAAACGUAAGACCACAACUAGUAAUUAGUAGUUAACCAUCUAGUAGUUAAUCUUUUCAAGUCAAAACUUGGUGACUGAUAAAAAUGUGGGGUUUUUUGGAACAGCUGAAUGAGCCGUUUCUUUACAUCUUGUAGAAAUAUAAAAUAAUCUGAUGGGAC
Messenger RNA from Melanotaenia boesemani (Boeseman's rainbowfish), 5673 nucleotides. It is a transcript of the gene kcnh7a, whose product is annotated as potassium channel, voltage gated eag related subfamily H, member 7. Gene Ontology annotation, cellular component: membrane. The coding region runs from base 908 to 4564 and encodes 1218 amino acids. Gene Ontology annotation, molecular function: inward rectifier potassium channel activity. NCBI's taxonomy places the organism in Eukaryota, Metazoa, Chordata, Actinopteri, Atheriniformes, Melanotaeniidae. The transcript is spliced from 18 exons. Gene Ontology annotation, biological process: potassium ion transmembrane transport; membrane repolarization during action potential. The record is from RefSeq and is a predicted model, not a curated record.